Leptonychotes weddellii (Weddell seal) is the source of this 1703-nucleotide messenger RNA. The record is from RefSeq and is a predicted model, not a curated record. NCBI's taxonomy places the organism in Eukaryota, Metazoa, Chordata, Mammalia, Carnivora, Phocidae.
AGCGAUGCUUGUGUGUGAGCAAGAGCUCGGGCCGGCAGAGCGGCCUGGAGGCGGGCCAGGGCGCCAUGGAGGCAGGGGGCUGCCCAGGUUUGGAACAAAGACCUCACAGGCAGGUACCCUGAGCCUGGGCUGGCAGGCUGGUGCUGGAGCCCAAGAGAGGCGGCAGGCAGGAUGGCUGGUACUGAGAGAAGCUGGUGGUGACCUGGGAGCCCACAGUGACAGCUCUGUCUCCUGAAGAUGAAGUGGCCCAGGUGAAGGGCAGGCUAGGCCCAAUGGCCAGCUCCAGGACAGAGGUGCACUGGGCCGAGCUGGGCCUGGGGAGGGGGCCCCAGCGGCGGCGCUGGGCCUGGGCCGAAGAGGAAAAGGAUGCCGAGGGGAGCGGGGGAAAAGAGGUGGCCUUUCCCAAUGCCACCAGCCCCGAGCUCCUGGAGGACUUCCGGCUGGCCCAGCAGCGCCUUCAGCCACUGGAGUGGGACCCGGACCCACGGGCCGCUGAACGCCAGGAUUCUGAAUCGGGAGAGUCUGCAGGAGAGGAGUUUGAAGCAGAGGAUGUGGACAGCCCAGAAAGUUCCAACUUGCCUCUCAACUGGCUCCCCCAGCAGGAUCCUCACCUGGCCAUGACUGAAGAGGAUCCGGAGGAAGCCCUUGGAGAUCCUGAGGUGGGGGGAGCUGGAGAGAGCUCCCCAAGAUUGGAGUAUGAGACUGGUCUCAGCUCAGGGGACAAUGGAAAUACCAGCCCCAGCGCUCUGGAGUGGGGUCAGGACAUGGGCUGGGUGGCCUCUGGCAAACAAGCCAGUGGAGACAAACUUCCAGAACAUUCUGAGGACAACCCAACUGUUGACCUCAGCUCUGCAAGGUCCUGGAGCAGUGGGACCGUGAGCCUCGACCACCCUAAUGAUAACCUUGAUUCUACCUGGGAAGGAGAAACUGAUGUCCCCCAGCCCGUCGCGCUGGCAGAAACCUUACCACAGAGCUCCAGCCACCACCUCCUAAACCCAGACACCAGAACUGGAGGAAGUGUUGCUCCAGCAACCCCCACGGAAUUCCAGGACUCCUCAGUACCCCAGGCCCAAAGUCUCCAGUGUCCGGCAGAUAAGUGGAAAGAAAGUACCAACUUCUCCUGCCCUCAGUUGGGGGACCAAGCCUGGAAACGGACACGGGCAUCCCCUAAGCCACUCCCUUCUCGAUUCACUGGCUCCAUCAGCCCCCUGAAUCCACCUAGGCCAGGCCGACAAGACAGGCUACCACCCAGGCAGGGAGCCACUCUGGCUGGUCACUCAUCUUCUGAUGCCUCCAAGUAUGGGCGGGGGCAGCUGAACUACCCGCUCCCUGAUUUUUCCAAGGUGGGACCCCGCGUAAGGUUCCCCAAAGAUGAGAGCUACCACCCCCCCAAGGCCAGGAGCUACAGCGGGCAGCCUCAGGGCCCUGCCAGGCCGCUGAUCUUCAAGUCACCGGCUGAGAUUGUGCAGGAGGUACUGUUGAGCAGUGGAGAAACCUGCCCGGCCAAGGACCCACCUCCUACACACCCCAUCACCAGGGUACCCCAAGAAUUUCAGACGCCCGAACAAGCCACCAAGCUGGUCCAUCAGCUCCAGGAGGACUACCACAAGCUCCUCACCAAGUACGCUGAGGCUGAGAACACCAUUGACCAGCUGCGCCUUGGGGCCAAGGUUGCUGUCCAGCCUCCAGAGGCACUUCGGUGA